Molecule: messenger RNA, 7188 nt
Organism: Penicillium diatomitis
Lineage: Eukaryota; Fungi; Ascomycota; Eurotiomycetes; Eurotiales; Aspergillaceae
Product: type II myosin
Exons: 5
Coding region: 1-7188 (2395 amino acids)
Cellular component (GO): myosin complex
Molecular function (GO): actin filament binding; cytoskeletal motor activity; ATP binding
Source: RefSeq, a predicted model, not a curated record
AUGCUUCCCUCCCAGCUCAACAGCACGCCUAAGCGCGCCAAUCCGUUUGGGCGUUCCUCGCCGUCUUCAGCUCCAGUCUCACAACAGCGACCAAAAUCUGCAAUUCUCAGCCCCUCAUACAGUUUGGAAUCUGUCCGGGGCCAUCUACGAAAUGCCUCGGUUUCCCAACUUACGCCUAAUCGUUCACCUUCCGUUAUGACUCGAGAAAGAUCGAGCUCACUCCGCAAAGACACAUCUUCGGGCACAUUUGCCCCCAGCUUCAUCAAAUCAGAGGAGCUCAGAAGAGGUGCAGAUCAAAUACGUGGCUUGGAAGGUGAUAAUGAUUUUUCGGGAAAUAAGUAUGUUUGGCUUCGAGACCCGGAGAAGGCAUUUGUGCGUGGACUUGUCUUGGAGGAGCUGGACGGUGGAAGUCUCCUGGUGCAGACAGAUGACGGCGAGCAGCGCGAAGUAGACCCGGACCAGGUGGACAAGGUCAACCCGGCGAAGUUCGACAAGGCAGAUGACAUGGCGGAGCUGACCCAUCUAAAUGAAGCCUCUGUCGUGCACAAUCUGCACACUCGAUAUCAGUCAGACCUGAUCUAUACGUAUUCCGGACUGUUCUUGGUGACGAUCAAUCCUUACUGCCCUCUUUCAAUUUACACGACCGAGUAUAUCAAAAUGUACAAGGGUCGAGGAAGGGAUGAGACUCGGCCACAUAUCUUCGCCAUGGCAGAUGAGGCUUUCCGAAAUUUAGUCGAGGAAGGGGAGAAUCAGAGCAUUCUUGUAACUGGUGAAUCCGGUGCUGGAAAAACAGAAAACACGAAAAAGGUCAUUCAGUAUCUGGCAGCAGUCGCGACUUCCGACACGCCUUACGGACGAUCAGGGUCAAAGCAGCUUUCCAACUUGUCACAGCAAAUCCUUCGCGCAAAUCCGAUUCUUGAAGCGUUCGGUAACGCUCAGACAGUCCGCAACCACAAUUCUUCAAGAUUCGGAAAAUUUAUUCGAAUCGAGUUUUCACGAUCAGGACAAAUUUGCGGCGCGUGGAUAGAUUGGUAUUUGCUCGAGAAAUCGCGAGUGGUCAAGCCAAACUCGAAUGAGCGAAAUUACCAUAUCUUCUACCAGCUACUCCAAGGCUCGGAUCAGGGACUUCGCGAAAAGCUCCUGCUAAACGAUCUUCAAAUAACAGACUUUGCAUACUUGAGGGAUGGCAACGAGUCGAUUGUGGGAGUCUCAGACCAAGAAGAGUGGAAUUCGCUAAUUGAGGCUUUCAACGUGAUGGAUUUCACGGACGAGGAUCAGCUCUGUAUCUUGCGUACAAUUGCUGCAGUUCUUCACCUCGGAAACGUGACUGUAGCCAAGGAAAGCGCACGGGCGGAUCAGGCUUCGUUGGCCCCGGAUGGUAUCAAAAGUGUGGAGAAAGCUUGCCAGCUCCUGGGUAUCCGAGUGGAACCUUUCAUCAAGGGCCUACUUCAUCCAAGAGUCAAAGCUGGCCGAGAAUGGGUGGAAAAGGUCCAGACCCCCGAUCAAGUCCGACUCGCCUUGGACGCCCUAUCGAAGGGUAUCUACGAGCGCGGGUUUGGCGACUUGGUGACUCGUAUCAACAAGCAGCUGGGUCGUUCGAUGACUGAGGAGAAUUAUUUUAUCGGAGUGCUUGAUAUUGCUGGUUUCGAAAUCUUCGAGAACAACAGUUUUGAGCAACUUUGCAUCAACUACACCAACGAGAAAUUGCAACAAUUCUUCAACCACCACAUGUUUGUACUGGAACAGGAAGAGUAUGCGCGAGAGCAGAUUGAGUGGCAGUUCAUCGACUUUGGCAGGGAUUUGCAGCCAACAAUUGAUCUGAUCGAGUUGACAAAUCCGAUUGGUAUCUUUUCAUGCCUUGAUGAGGAUAGUGUGAUGCCCAAAGCCACGGACAAAUCAUUCACGGAGAAGUUACAUUCCCUUUGGGAUCGAAAGACUCCCAAAUACCGUGCAUCUCGCCUGAACCAGGGUUUCAUUCUUACCCACUAUGCUGCUGAAGUUGAAUACACUACACACGACUGGUUGGAGAAGAAUAAAGAUCCGAUGAACGACAAUAUUACUCGGCUUCUUGCGGUCUCUGAAAACGGACAUGUGGCAAACUUGUUCGCGGACUGUGCUGAUGUGGAGGAUGGAAGCGACCAACCCCGAAGUCGUGUGAAGAAAGGGCUGUUCCGAACGGUCGCCCAAAGACACAAAGAGCAGUUGUCCAGCUUGAUGGUACAGCUUCACUCGACACAUCCACAUUUCGUCCGUUGCAUAUUGCCGAACCACAAAAAGCGUCCAAAGAUGCUCCAUGCCCCCUUGGUACUUGACCAACUACGGUGCAAUGGUGUGUUGGAGGGAAUCAGAAUUGCUCGCACCGGAUUCCCAAAUCGACUGCCAUUUGCGGAGUUCCGUCAACGAUAUGAGGUCCUUUGUCAGCACAUGCCAAAGGGCUAUCUGGAGGGCCAGAGUGCGGCUCGUCUGAUGUUAGAGAAACUGGGCAUGGACAAGGCUUGGUACAGAGUCGGACGUACCAAAGUCUUUUUCCGUGCAGGUGUUCUUGCCGACCUGGAAGAGAAGCGCGACCAGCUGAUUCGAACAAUCAUGACACGCUUCCAGUCCCUUGCUCGUGGCUUUGUGCAGCGGCGCAUUUCCAACAAGCGACUGUACCGUGCUGAGGCAACUCGUAUCAUCCAGCAAAAUUUUCGUGCAUACCUUGACUUAAAGAGUAGCCCAUGGUGGUGCUUAUUUUCUCAGAUGAGACCACUUCUUGGUGAUACGAGGACCGCCAAGGAGGUUAAGAAAAGAGACGACAAGAUCAAGGAGCUGGAGUUGAAGAUGAAGCAAGAAAUGUCUGAUCGUCAGAAGCUCGACGAGGAAAGACGCCGCACUGAGUUGGAAAUCCAAAAAAUCCAGAAGACCCUCGAAAGCGAACGAGCUCUCGCCCUGGACAAAGAGGAAAUAUUCCGGCGCUUACAAGAUCGAGAAGUUGAAUUGGCAGAGAAGCUAGCUGAGGCCAUUGCCGAUCAAGAGAAGCUCGAAGAGCAGCUGGAUGACCUGGUCGAUGCCAAGAAGAAGGCAGACGAGCAGUUACAACUUCGAAUCACGCAGCUUGAGCAGGCGGGUCUUAUCAUCCAGAAGCUGGAAGCAGAGAAGCACGCUCUUCAAGCCCAAGUCGAAGAGCUGAAUUCUCGAAUCGCUGCUCUUGAAGGAGAAUACUCCGGCAAGGACGCUGCUAUACAGGAGCUUACGCAAGAAAUGAAAAUGCUACAGAGUCAUCUUAGUCUCAAGGAGCGCAAGCUUCAUGAUCUUGAGGCUAAGCUGCUGAAAACGGAUCAAGAUCUUGAAGUCAAAUUGGCGUCUACUUCGAAGGAGCUUGAGAAGACGAAGAAAGAGCUCCGCGAAACCAUCAACGAGAAUCAGUCAAUUCGUCGGCAGAUGACUGAUUUGUCGUCCACUACAACAAGCUAUGAGGACCUCCUUCGCCGGAAAGAAAGUGAAAUGGCAGUUCUCCGACACGAUCUGAAAAAGUGUGACGAGGACAGACAGAGUGCGGAAGCUGAAAAGAAGUCUCUGGUAAAUCGACACGACACCAUGCAGGGGCGACUUCGCGAGGUGCAGGCUGAGAGAGAUGCCAUGCGAUCUGAGAAGGCUCAACUCGAGCGUGAAGCUGCCGAUGUCAAGCGGCUGCUCGAAGAGAAGAGGAGCGAGGAUGUCGAAGCUGGCGAGAGUAGAAAGCUGCUGGAGCAGCAAGUUCAUGAUCUCAAAGCUCAACUUUUCCAGACUGAAGCAGACCUCAGUCGUGUGCGCCAGUCCAGAGAUGAUGUGCAGAUGCUUGCUGAACACAAUUUGGCCGAACUGACCGACAAGUACGCCGCCUUGAACGAGUCUAAAAUCGAAAUCGAGAAGGAAAUGUACAUCCAACAAGACAGCCUUCGUCGCGCGAAUGAGGCUCGCCUGGCUGCGGAAACAUCGAGAAAAGAGCUUCAAUCAGAGCUAAUCAAGUUGCGAGAGCGUUUCACCGCUGUUGAAAAUGCGCGCUUGAAUGCAGAAGCUGAAAUCGAACGGAAGCUGAAGAACCAAUCGGAGGAUCGCAUAACAAGUAUGCGUACUGAUCUGGAAGAGAAAAUGCAACUACUCGACGAUCUUGAGGCGGAACGAUAUCAGCUUUCGGUCCGUGUCCAGGAGCUGGAGCAUGCAAUCUCUGAAUCUGACAAUUUCCGCAUUCGCCACGAUCAGCAUAAGGCGCGUCUCGAAAGGGAGCUUGUCACCCUCAAAGGCCGCCUCACAGCUUCAGAGAACGAUAACCGCGCUCUUUUGACCAAGAUUCAGCAAAAGAAUCUUGACAUCGCUCGGUCAAAUUCUAAGGCCAGCGACAGUAAUCGACUGCGACUGUCAAAUCUUCAGAAGGAGAAGGAAAGGCUCGAGGAGGACAAUAAGCGACUUCAAAAGCAGCUUGGUGACUGUCAACUGACAAUUACAAGCCUAGAAAAGCAGAAGGAAAAGCUGUCGCUGAGCCUGGAGGAUCUCAACCAUGAGGUCAAUCGGGAACAAAAGAACAGUCGGAACGCUGAGAAGGCUGCCUCCACCGCAAAUCUUCAGCUUGCAGAAGUGAAUCGUAAUCUGGAAACUGAAAGACAGCUCCGUGGUCAGGCACAGGCGAACACUCGGCAGACGCAAACUACUCUCGACCAGGCAAAUAAAGAGAUUGAAAGUCUUCAUCGCCAACUGAUCGCUCUCCACAGGGUUUUCGAGCCUGAGGCUUCGGAACCGAAAGAGUCCUGGGAGGCCGUGCAGUCGCACCUAUCUAAGCAAGUUGACCUCGCUCAAUUGUUGAAUGAAAUGCAACAUAAGCUGCAGGUCACAGAGGAAAAGUACGCACGAGCUGAGAACCAAUUAUCAGAGAUGCGUCGUCGCCACACCGACGAAAUGAGGGAACUAGACUCAAAGUACUCGUCCUCGAAGCGCGCCUUGCUUGAAGAGAUCGAUCAGAAUGAAGUGAGCAACCGUGGCCCUACUCAUCUGCGGAAGAACUCGGACAAUGCCCUCAAGAGGGUUUCGAACCCGUCGACACCGCACCGUCGUUACAACAAUGUAUAUGAAGGUGCCAAUGAUUCCGCCAGAUCGGACAGGACAGUUGACACUCUCGGUUACCAGAAACGCAUGGAUGCGGCGGGAGAGAUCGAGGAGCUGCAAAACAAGCUCCAAAUGACUGAGAUCCAGAACAAGCACCUCCAAAGUCAACUUCAGCAGUUCACUCCUAGUCGCGAUAUCUGGCAAGACGAGAGUCCCUCUGUUCGACGAAUGCAACUUCUGGAGCGCGAGAAUGGCCGACUUCAUGGACAGCUUGAUGACUCUGCUAAGAAGGUAUCCGCUUUGGAAAGAAGCAUUCGAUCUGGCGAGCUUUCUCUGCGUGACGUGCAAGCCAAAUCUCACGAGGAGCUGUACGAUCUUAUCAACUCACAGGAGCAGUCUCGUCGGUCCUUGCUCAAGGUUCACAAUGAUGCUUUGACAGAAUUCAGCGAGGCCAAGUCGCAGUAUGAGAAGCUGAAACGGGCCAAAGUGACACUUGAGGUUGAGCUUCGCGAUGCCAAGUCUGAGACUCUAGAGCUUCAGACAUCCCGAGAGCAAGACCUUGCCAGUCGAGACCAGCUUCUGGAAGAGUUUUCUGAGCUGCAGAUUCGAUUGGAUGCAGAGACUUCGCGUACUGCCGACCUUGAAUCUACGUUGAGUCUUUUCAAAUCACGUGCCGACGAGUACUUCAGCAAGCUGGAGCAAGCAGAGAUCGCCGUGUUGAAGGCAAGCCGGGCCGAACAAUUCGCGAAGUCAAGGUGCCAGGAAGCCGAAGAUACCUGCGCUCAUAUCAUGUCAGAACGGAAGGAGAUGGAUGCACUUGUUGAGGAUUUGCAGCGUCAGACUCAAUCCUUGGAAGCUCGCAUGGAAGACCAGGCCGCAGAGCUCCAAGGCGCCUUGCAAGCCAAACAGCGACUUCAGAAUGAGCUCGAGGAUUACCGUAAUCAGCGGGCUAUUGAUAUCGAGGACAAGGAGACCUCAAUGGAGCAAACUCGUCAGAAGUAUCAACGCGAAUUCUCUACCAUCAAUGGCGAGCUUGAGAUGGAGCGUGAGCGCCUCCUCAAUGUCCGUGGUGAAAAUGCACGUUUGCGCGAGGAAAUCGAGGAUCUCCGCAGUAAAUGGGAUGACGAGGUUCUGAACAGCUCGACCUGGGCCAAAGAGAAGGCUCGCCUGGAACUUGCCAUGCAAGACAUUGCCAACUCUCGAGACGAAGCUGCCGCAGCACACAGUGAGGCUCAAACUAAAGUUGUGUCACUGCUGACGCAAGUCCGAUCACUGCGCACGUCUAUCGACGAUGUCACCGCCGAACGCGACUUACUACUCAAGGACAAGAAGAUGCUUGAGGGCAGAUUGGCCGAAGCCGGUGAACGUCUCGAAGAUCUGGCGAAGGGUGAGAGCCCCUCAAUGAGGAACGCUGCUAGCAUGGAUCGCGAAUUGCUCGAGUUGAAGUCGAAACUUGCUCAGCAGGAGGAUGUCUCUUCUGCCGCUGUUAACAAGAUGCGCCGUGCCGAUGCCCUUGCAAUUGAGAUGCAGAAGGAGCUGACAGUCGAGCGGGAGACCAAUGCCCAACUCUUCAAGGAGAAAGCUGGACUAGAGAAGCAGCUGAAAGAGGUGCAACUACGGUGUGUUGAUUUGGAGACCAAAGGCUACUCUUCGGGCAGCCAAGAUGUUCGUUUCCUGCACAAACGUAUCAAAGAGUUGGAGACACAUCUUGAGGAACAGGAGAGCAAGCACACCGCCGAACAACGCUCCCUUCGCAAUGUUGAUCGCACGGUCAAAGACCUGCAGUCUCAGAUUGAACGACGAGACAAGAUGAAUGUGCAGCUCACUGAGGAAGUCAACAAAGCCCGAGACAGGGUCGAAAGACUGCUCAAGAACAUCGAGGAACUUCAGCAAGGCGAUACUGAGACGCAAUUGCAAGCUCGGCGUGCUGAACGCGAUCUUCGCGAAGAACGGGAGAAGGUUCAAUUCUUAGAGCGCGAGCUCGAGAAUCUCAAAGCGAUGCGUAGCAGCGCUUCGAUUGGUCGUCCCAUGACGGCUUUCAGCGAGACUGGCAGUCGACGCGGCAGUGCCGCUUAUGGUUUUGACUCUACACCUCAGCGCAAGCCUAGCAACACGAAAGGAUUUCUGUGA